GAAAAUAAAAUUGGAAUUAAAGCUGAGAAGAAUUGAUGCUGAAGAAUAUCAUAGAUUCAGGUUAUUAUUAUAAUUACUAUUUGAAUUGGGUGAGCAGCGGCGGCGGCGAGUAUUCAACACCCAUAUGGGCUGUUCUGAUCGCCGGAGUUUCCGUCGUCGUCACUCUCACCCUCUCCGUUUACCUCCUCUUCGAGCAUUUAUCCAUGUACCAGAACCCCGAGGAGCAAAAGUUUCUGAUUGGAGUAAUAUUGAUGGUGCCUUGCUAUUCUAUUGAAUCAUUUGUAUCAUUGGUAAACCCUGCAAUUAGCGUUGAUAUUGGGAUUCUUCGUGAUUGCUAUGAGUCCUUUGCCAUGUACUGCUUUGGGAGGUACCUAAUUGCUUGUUUAGGUGGAGAAGAGAGGGCAAUUGGAUUCAUGAAGAGGGAAGGACGUGCGAGUUCAAAGACACCGCUGCUAGAUCACGGCCAUGAAAGAGGAAUCGUAAACCAUCCUUUUCCACUGAAAUUGUUUUUGAAGCCUUGGAAACUUGGUCAAUGGGUUUAUCAGGUCAUCAAGUUUGGAAUUGUUCAGUAUAUGAUUAUAAAACUAUUUACUGCCGUUUCAGCUGUAAUUCUUGAAGGUUUUGGUGUAUACUGUGAAGGAGACUUCAAAUGGAACUGUGGGUAUCCGUACCUGGCUGUGAUUUUAAAUUUCAGUCAGUCGUGGGCUUUGUAUUGCUUAGUUCAUUUUUACACGAUAACAAAAGAUGAAUUAGCACACAUCAAACCACUGUACAAGUUUCUGACGUUCAAGUCGAUUGUGUUCUUAACUUGGUGGCAAGGUGUUGCUAUAGCUCUACUAUAUGCUAUUGGUUUAUUUAAAAGUCCAAUAGCUCAGUCACUGCAGUUUAAGUCAAGUGUUCAGGACUUCAUUAUUUGCAUCGAGAUGGGCAUUGCUUCAGUGGUUCACCUCUAUGUUUUCCCUGCAAAGCCGUACGAGUUAAUGGGAGAUCAAUUUUCUGGAAGCGUUGCAGUUCUUGGUGAUUAUGCUUCCGUUGAUUGUCCUUUAGACCCUGACGAGGUUAGAGACAGUGAACGCCCCACUAAGCUCCGCCUUCCACAGCCCGACUACAAACCUAGGAGUGGGACCACCAUCCGUGAAAGUGUUCGAGAUAUUUUUAUCGGUGGUGGCGAAUAUAUUGUGAAUGAUGUGAAGUUUACGGUGACACAAGCGGUGGAGCCAGUAGAGAAAGGGAUAACAAAGUUCAAGCAUAAGAUAUCUCAGAACAUAAAAAGGCACGAAAAGGGAAGAAGAACGAAAGACGACAGUUGCAUAGCCACCACAUCUUCACCGACACGUAAAUUGAUAAGAGGAAUAGACGACCCACUCUUAAACGGGAGCUUUAGCGACAGUGCUAAUUCGAGGAGAAAGAAGCACCGUAGGCGUAAAUCUGGUUACACGAGUGCUGAAAGUGGCGGUGAAAGUAGCAGCGAUCAGAUCUUUGGUGGUUAUCAGAUUCAUGGGCGGAGAUGGCUUGUCAAGGAUUAGUUUUCGAAACGCAAAAUCAAUUUUUUUGGCAGUUAUUUUCUUUUUCUGCCUAUCUUGAAAAUAUCAUUGGAUGAUGAUGGAAGAGGUGAAAACUGUGACUAAAGGGCAUGUAGAUUUUGUUACCCAUAAAUUGUUGUUUGAUGUUGGAAGAUAAUAUUUACCCUUCAAAUUGUUGUAUAGAAAAAAAAGAAAGGGUUUCUAUUUGUUACAACUUGCACUGAAUGAUUGAAUUGUCUAUUAUUUCUGGAGUUGUUCUUAUAUACAUAGGCUAUAGAAUUGUUGUCCUUUUCGGUACAUUUGAGUUGGAAUUCGAAACUUUGAUCGAUAAUAAUCGAUGCAGAACAAUAGAGAAUGCGAUAAUAGUGUUUGUUACCGAAAAACUUAUUUGCUUUCGGAUAAUAACAUCUCUAUUGUGUACUUUUGACACUAUCCCUAAGUUUUUGUAAGAACUUUUGUUUAAGGAUCGCUUCUGUACUUUUGAUC
Molecule: messenger RNA, 2009 nt
Organism: Erythranthe guttata (spotted monkey flower)
Lineage: Eukaryota; Viridiplantae; Streptophyta; Magnoliopsida; Lamiales; Phrymaceae
Gene: LAZ1
Product: organic solute transporter ostalpha protein (DUF300)
Source: RefSeq, a predicted model, not a curated record